Molecule: messenger RNA, 591 nt
Organism: Puccinia graminis f. sp. tritici CRL 75-36-700-3
Lineage: Eukaryota; Fungi; Basidiomycota; Pucciniomycetes; Pucciniales; Pucciniaceae
Exons: 1
Coding region: 1-585 (194 amino acids)
Source: RefSeq, a predicted model, not a curated record
AUGGCCCCACACAUAAUGCGAGCCAAACAAAUGAACUACGCGCCGAUUGACUCUCCCUUAUUGCAUGCGACUGGAGGCGGGAUGAGGACGCCAGGAGUGGCGCAACUGAGGGAAGCGUUUGAUGUGACGUAUGCGGUGCACCGGAUGGAGGAAGAAGGUGCGCGAAGGGCGCGGUUUGGCGGGGCUGGCAAUGCGGGCGUCUUGCAUGGCUUGAACGAGGAAGAGGAGGAAGAGGAAGAGGAAGAGGAAGGAGGGCAGGGGCAAAGUAAGAAGAAGGCCUCGGUUGGAUCGACCAAGGAUGUCCACAAGUAUCAGGCCUGGGGCGGCGGUGGCGGGGCGGACCGAGACUUGGCGCAGGCGGCACUCUAUUCCGGCCAAGCCGGCACACGCGACCGUGGGAACGCGCAUCGCCAUCAUCAUCAUCAGGACCCCGCCGCGGCAUCCGGAAGUGCGGCUACCCAACGUUCCAAAAAAUCCGCCGCUCAUUCUUCGACCCAUCAUCAUCGUCAGACCGGCUUCGAACUCAAUAUCGAUCAGGCUACGUUGUUGGGCAGACGCAAUAAGCUACCUACGCCGGUCGAUUGAAGAUCG